GGGCAGUAUUCGUUGUGCACGGACCUAGUUGUACACAAUCCAUGUGUUUAUGAAAUUGGAGUUUUUGAAAAAGUAUAAAGUUUUUGUGCUAAAUUUUUAGUCGUUAAUCAAAUGUCUUUCUCUCAUCAUAAAAAUAAACAUUUUAUUCAUUUAACUUACAAAGACGCUUUGAAGAUGGCUUUGAAGAGCCAUUCAUGUAUUGAAAAAGUAGAACAUGAAAAGGUGCUAUCAAUGUCUCCAAAGUUUAUAAAUAGUAUUCGUAUUGGUUUGAAAGAAACUUUAAAUAAAGACCUUUUUGUUUAUAAUAAUAGUUUGAAUGGUGUUCCUUUUGCAUUUGGAAAAAUACAUAUAAAUAAAAGUGAAAUAAUUGAUGACCUUGAGAGGUUCAAUUUAACUUUAGAAGUGUCAUAUAUGGUUUUCAAACCGAGACUUGGAAAAAUUUUACGUGCAACCAUUAAUAAAAUUGCUGAUCACCAUUUGGGAUGUUUGAUUCAUGGUUGUAUAAACGGAUCUAUUAUACAACCUAAUUUUGAUUAUCUGUCAGCAUCUCAAAAAGAAAUAAUCGAUAACAUUAAAGUUGGUAGUGAAGUUUUAUUUACUAUUACUAAAAUUGACAAUCAUAAUGAUAUCCUUUUUGUAGUUGGUGAAAUUGCUCCACAGUUUUAUUUGGGUAAAAAAAGGAAAGCUCAAAGUUCAGAAGAAUUUAGCGCUAUUAAGAAAAUCAAAGAAGAAAUAGAAUAAUACAAUGGAGAAGCCCAAAAAAGAACAGAAAACUGAAACUUCAAAUAUUUAUAUUUCCGUUAAUAAUGAAACUCGCUGCGGGUGAUGUUAUUCUGGUGUAGUAGAUAUUACCCGAAUGUUUCAGGAUGGAAUUUUUGUAGCAACUUGAUUUUUCAUUUUCUGUAUUAAAUUUACACAUGAUUAAAUGUGAAAACAACUAGGUAAAGUAGGUAAUUUUGGAUUAUGUAAUUUAUAGAAUUUUAUAUUAUAGAAUUUUAAAAUCUUUCAAUGUUUAUUUAAUUCUUUAAGAUCCGAUGUUUAAACAUUCAUUUAUAGUCAUAUAGUGAUUUUCUAUACAAAUUUUUAAUUUUUUUAAAUCCAUUAUGUACAGCAAUUAUUUAAAACUUAAGCAUUUUUUUUAACGCAAACGACAACGAGGAGAUUUUGAAACUACUGACUAUUUAUGUAGAACUAUUGGCUUUUUAAUGUGCUUUUGUAUACGGGACGGUAGCGGUGAAGCAUUGUUUUUAGAUAAAACAAGCAUUGGUUAUAAUAAUUUAUGAUGCAAUUAUAUCAUUAUCAUUAUUAUUGUUGUUUAAACAUUUUAAGAUGAAUUAAAAUUUAAAAUGUUA
Molecule: messenger RNA, 1352 nt
Organism: Hydra vulgaris (swiftwater hydra)
Lineage: Eukaryota; Metazoa; Cnidaria; Hydrozoa; Anthoathecata; Hydridae
Product: DNA-directed RNA polymerase I subunit RPA43
Biological process (GO): DNA-templated transcription initiation
Cellular component (GO): RNA polymerase I complex
Source: RefSeq, a predicted model, not a curated record